AUCUGCGGUAAUGUUUCUGGGUUGCAGCUAUCCCAGCAACUUUACAAGCUCUUGCUAUGGAGUUCUGUGCUGAGAGCCCCCAGUGGCUAUACAAGUGUGGAAGAACAAUUGAAGCAGAGAUGCAAUUCGAAAAGCUUCUAGGCCCCCUUCAUGUAAAAUCAGCCAUGGCAGAACUUUCUAGAUCUGAAAGAGACGAUGGAGAAAGUGUGAAGUACUCAGAAUUGUUCAAUGGUCGCCACUUCAAUGUUGUUUUUAUUGGAUCGGUGCUCUUUGCUUUACAACAGUUAUCUGGCAUCAAUUCUGUGUUCUAUUUCUCCUCAAUUGUGUUCAGAGGUGUAGGGGUGCCUUCUAACUUUGCCAACAUUUGCAUGGGGAUUUCGAAUCUAUCAAGCUCAAUUAUAGCAAUGGUUCUAAUGGACAAGCUGGGUAGAAAAAUGCUUCUUUCAGGGAGUUUCCUUGGGAUGGUAAGCAACCACCAUAAAUGGAACUUCAAGUGA
Molecule: messenger RNA, 497 nt
Organism: Setaria italica (foxtail millet)
Lineage: Eukaryota; Viridiplantae; Streptophyta; Magnoliopsida; Poales; Poaceae
Product: probable plastidic glucose transporter 3
Exons: 4
Coding region: 57-497 (146 amino acids)
Biological process (GO): monosaccharide transmembrane transport
Cellular component (GO): membrane
Molecular function (GO): hexose transmembrane transporter activity
Source: RefSeq, a predicted model, not a curated record